GGUAACAACUUCUUUGUCUCGUGUGGAGAGGGGGCCAACCGCACCCAUCCAGAGAAGAGAGAUAAACUGAGAAGGGGAGGCCUGCUACUCCUGACCACCACACUCCCUUACCCAGAGGCCAUGACUGAGCUAUACGACCCCCAACUCUGCUACAUUCUGGAUGGCUUCCUGCUCCUCUAUGGACUCAUAAUCACUGGGAUGUACAUCCGUGAGAAAUUCUUCAAAUCGCAAGCCAAGCCAGAGGAUGAUGCCAUCUACUCUGAUCUGAAGAAAGAUGCAGAAAGAGGAAUAGCGCGCAGGGGAGUAGACAUUGAUGCUACUUAUCAGCCUCUGACUGCUCGGCCAACCGGGGAUACGUACAAAGAGCUUCCUGUAAAGAAGGAGCGUCGCAGAAAAAGGGACGAGCAGGUAUACCAGGAUUUGAACUCCGCUACCAAGGAUACCUACGACUCUCUGCAGAUGCAGCCCCUUACCCUUCCUCCUCGCUAACCCCUCCCCUCUUAGCAGACCACUUCCGCUCCCCUCUCCCACUAGAAGCUCUGAGAUUUAAUGUCCUUGAGUUCUAACAUGCUCUGACAUGCUCUCAUGAAGGCUCUAAACAUGCCCCUUACUUUCUUAGCUUCUUUGAUAUAACAUCAUUAGGUGGGCCGAUACCGGUUGCGUCAUUUUAGAUUUGUGUGUUUCCAGUGAAGGGAGGAUUAAAGCACGUAAAGGGCAUUGAAAGAGGGCCUGGAUAUGGCAGCGGUGUCCUUUUAUUACAUCUCCUCUGGCCAUUCACAGUAUUUGCAUCUGAUUUGGGGUGGAAAAGAUUUGAUUAUGCCUACUAACUACUUAUUUUUAUCUGAAACAGUCCUUGUAUAGAGAGAUUGUGUUUCUUCACAAAUAUAUUAGCUAUUUCUACGUAGUUUUGUGUGUUUUUAUCUUCAUAGAUAUAUAUUUUAUCUUUGAAUCUUCUUUGAAUCAUCUUUCCUUUCUUUGUUAGAUUGUUCUAGUGUUUAUGAUGCAUAAUAAUCUGGAAUCAGUCCAAUAGUUUAAUUCCGAUUAUUUUGUUAGGAGUAGUAAUUCAACGAUGGAACUUAACUAAUACAUCUUUAUCUUUAACGAACACAAUUUUUUUAACCCACCUAACCCCAUUGACUAGAUUGAUGGAUUUAUAUUUCGUUUCUGCCCUUUAGUUCAGAUGAGGGGGGAAAUGACAAUGGUUAGAAUACAAUGUACAGUAUAACUGUUUGUCCUUUUCUCCAAGUCAUGCUUACUAUCUAUACAAUGUAUCUUGAGCUUGAAACAGUAUUAAAGCUGUCAAAAAGGUUUUUUGCUAUUGAUAUGUAUUUACCUGUAUAUGACAAACAUAAAACAGUAACUCAAUUCCAGUUUUUUUAAUUUUGUUUAUAUCCACAAGAAAGGGGGAAGGAAGUAUAGUAUUGUAUAUCUUUGCAUAAAAAUAAGAAAAAUACAGCAGAGAUUAUGCACGGACAUGAAUGACUACUCUGUUUUACAGUCCCUGCUAGUGUAGCAGCAACAAUGACAGGUACAAUUUUGUUCACCAUGUGUGCUUUGCAUAAUAUGAAAUCUUGCAUGUCAGUCCAUGUGUUUCCAUAACACCUUGGCAGCAGUAGUGGCAGGUACAAAAGGUGAUGAGCUAUGUCUCUGAAUGCAGGGAUCCAUUUGAAAGUUGAAUAAAUCCCCUUUGUUAACUAGUCAUUUAGGUCAUGUGAUCUGUGUUUCUGGCUGAAUCAGUAGACUUUUGAACAGUUUGUGUGUAGAUAAAAAUCCACAUGUUGGCCACAUGUUAUGGCUACUUUGUAAUCAGAAAAUGUACAAGAUACAUUGUAUGUAACAACAUCAUGCUUAUCAGUAGCUAUCUCGAUUAUACAUUUUGGAACCCAUUUGUCUAAUGUAUCAUUGUUUUAUUUGUGGUAUUUGUUCAUACUUACCUUGUACCUUACCUUAAUGGGAAUUAAGAUUUAUUUUUAUAGUAAGUUUUUUUGUCAGUUUUACUCUACUGUCAACUGCAAUAUUAAAGGUCAAUUUGGAA
This is a messenger RNA of Osmerus eperlanus (European smelt), 2035 nucleotides long. RefSeq names its product T-cell surface glycoprotein CD3 zeta chain-like. The annotation marks the transcript as partial. Gene Ontology annotation, molecular function: transmembrane signaling receptor activity. NCBI's taxonomy places the organism in Eukaryota, Metazoa, Chordata, Actinopteri, Osmeriformes, Osmeridae. The transcript is spliced from 8 exons. Gene Ontology annotation, biological process: cell surface receptor signaling pathway. Gene Ontology annotation, cellular component: membrane. The record is from RefSeq and is a predicted model, not a curated record.